UGCACUAAUGAAUAUGACCCUGGCCACUCUUCCUCUGAGGACUCUCCUGAAGCGGGAGUGGCUGGCCUGGUGCUGCUGCCCUGCCGUCUCUGGACCUCAGACAAAGUCUGGAUAUGGAGAUGCCUGAGACUUCACCUCUUCACGGGGAGUGUGUCAGGGAGAGAGCGAGGAAGAGAGAAUGAAAGAGUGAGGACAGAGAGCUCAAUUAAGAAAGGUAGGCCAUUGUCACAUACAGCCCAACACUGCCACCUGGCUGCUAUAGACUAGAGCAACAUUCAUCAUAAUGUGUUUAUGAAUAUUAUUGGUUAGAAAAUACACAUGUAGCCCAGGUACAUGCCAUAUUAAGCCAUUUAUAAACACUUGGCAUUGCAGGUCAACACAUUCAUAUUUGGAUGUUUUGAUUCUGUAUCCAAAUUCUGUAUCCACUCACUUUUUGCAAUUUCACAAAAAAAAAAUCACUAAACCCCAGCACCAUAGGUCUAUUUAUUCUAGUCUGUCUUGACGAUUUGGCUCUGGGUACAGAGAUUCGGCCUAUUAAAAAAAUUGUAGAUACGUUUCAAGAAUGUUUUAUGUCAUUAUGACUCACCUUUGUUGUACUACAGCUCAUCCCAGUUGCCAUAGACAGCAUAGGUUUCCAGCAAGUUGAGCAGGGCUCCAGAGACCAGGAAACGCUCUGGGAGGGAAGGCUUUUCAGGUUAGUGCAUAUCCAGGGUGAAGGGGUUAGAGGGAGAUGGAAUGGUGCAUAGGCACACCAGCUCACUCAUUACAUCCCAUAGCCGUAUUCCUAUAGGGAUGGGCAACAGGGAGGGGGAGAAAUGUAUAGCUGAUCAGAUAUGUAUUGGAUUCUGUGUUUCCGCUGGAUUAUUGCCUUGGUGGGGUGCAAACUAAAAAAGUAAAUGUAAACUGUCAGAACCUUGUGAUCCCCAGUCUCUGAUGGACUUGAGUUUCAUUGGUGUGUCUUUCACCAUUGAAUCAGUUUCAUGGGCGUGUCCUUCACCAUCGAAUCAGUGCCACCGAUGUUGAUCAGGCACUCGUGAUUGGACCGUAUCCAGGCGUACGGGCGGCCAUACUUGGCGUAGCCGGCCAAUAGGAAAAGAGUGCAAUUCACUUCCUGAAGAGAUGACUAUGAGUCAGUAUAAAAUAUGACUGUUUGAUUCCCUAUUGAAACUGAGUGGGUUGCAAUGAUGACUACUCACAGGCUGCCAUCUCCCUCUCACUGGGGGAGGCUGGUAGGAGAUGGGCCUCACUGCUGCCCCUGUGGAAAACUAUAGCUACAUUAUUCUGUGAGUAUCCUGAUGAGGCCCCUGGUGGUCCCCGGGCAGGGAGGAUCUGGUGUCACUAGCCAGGCUGUAGGUGCUGCUGGAUGAGGCAGCCGACACCAUGAACCCAGGGGAAUGCCAACCCUGAGGGGGGAGACCAGGGGCAUGUUCAGUAUGGCACACAAUAGCUGUGUUCUAAUUGGACAAGUUAAGAUAGAAUUUCCCUGUUUCCCUCUGUUUUAAAAUGUUUUCUCAUUACUGUCCUGGAAUAAAAGAACCAUCAUAAUAUAGACUUAAAUGAAUGGCUCGUCGUCCAUUUCUGGAUGUUUGAGAAAACAAGGUAGACACGGUGGAGUUGAUGGUCAAUAGAUGUCUUGAGGAGGUCAGGAAAUGCCUUAAAAACCGGCCACUAGGGGCAACAGUGAGUGCUAUUACCAUCAAGUAGGCUUGGGUUUUGUGGACAGGGGAGGUGGAUGGGUGUAAUUCAGUCGCAGACACUGUUUUUUGUUUUAACCCUAUCCCAAACCCUUACCUUAACCAUUCGGAAUAAGUGCCUAAACUUAAAUUCGACAUUUGAGGUUUGUAGAAAUGGAAUGAUACAGAGCAACAAAAACACUUCGAAAUGUGAUGUUUUGGAACAUGGAUGAACGUCUAAUUCUGCAGUGAGACUGUGAGAGCUUGUUGCAUAAUUAAUGUUUUCUGGCCCUUUAAAUCAUUUACCACAUCGAUUGGAUGGAGAUUUAUCUGGUUCUAGAACUAUAAGAACUAACCUGCAAUGAUCCCAAUAUGGCCAGGUCUGUCAGAAAGUGAUGCAGUUUCUUCCUCUGCUCCCUCGUGCCACACACAAACAUUAACAUAUUUUAUUUUGUCAGCAUCCUUGACAAGUAGCCUAAUAUGGUGCACAAUAAAUACAUCUAAUGCCACUUAAAUGCAUGGUUAUGAAUGCAAAGGAAAUAUGACUCAAAGAAUAUCACGAGCUGUAUUUGAAUCAUUCGAUAACAUUUCAACUGUGGGUGAUUGAAUAGGCCUAAAUAGGCUACAGGACACAUUUCAUUAUAAUCAACCGAUUCAUAAUGAUUCAUUUACGAAACAAAAUAGAUGCCUUGUUUUAGGCUGGUUACUUACAGUGGCGCUGCUCAUCUUGUUGUCACUGUAAAAAUCUAAACCUAGAACUGUAUUUUAGCACAUUUGCUGUGCGUUAAGUUGCGCUGUCAAACCUACAUAAAAAAUUUGCAAUUGCAAACGCACAUAUUCCUUCCCUCUUUUUCAUUCAUCUUUUAAUUUAUUCUGCAUCAGCUGUUUAUGGUCUUUCUGCGAUACAAUUAUAAAAUGUUCUUUAAAGACAGAGAUCUACAUUAUAGAUCUUCUUUCGGGAGACACUUGUUCUUCGAGCUCAUCUCUCAGUUGUCUAACACACGCAAGGGAUCAUCUGUAUAUUCCCGUGUAACAAAGAAACGUAGGAUAAAUGCGGGUCUUGGCAUAUGUGGACCUGUUGGUUAGGCCGAUACAUUUAAGCCUAUGGUGAUUUUAGAAAUACGUAUGAUGGCCAAUUAAUGAAUGGGGUUUGAAUAUUUGCUUGAAAAUGGUCUACUUUUAUCGCGAGUUGGCAGCCAACUAGCGCUUAUUGAUUGUGCCUUGUUGAUUGGUGGAUCCUAUGAAAGCAAUCAGCUCUCUACCAAUUAGGGAAUGGACAGGUGUGGCUGCCACUGACAGUCAAAAUGGUGCCAAUCAUGGAGAAGUUUGAUGAAUUGCAAAAGAAAAUAGAGAAAGAUAAGGAAAUAGAAAUUAAGUAACUUUUCACGUUACCAUUACACUAUACCAAACAUGACCAUACAUUGUAUAAUGAAGGUUAGGUUUCUCAAAAUAAUUAUGGGGUGAGUUUUAAGAGGUGAAUGUAGUGACUGUGGUAGGUUCUGGUCAUAGUAAUAUAAUAGGUAAUCCAUAUAUACAUUUGAAUUCCUCACUUCUACCAAUAUUUCUUCCAGCAUACUGUUACCCUGUGCUACACUCAGUAUCCCAACUCCUGUACCAGUUGGUAAGUUUGAUUCGAUUUACAGUGCUGUUGUUUAUUUACUAGGAAGCAAACAGAACCAACUGGUACAACCUACCUGCAUUUUGUCCAAUAUAAACUCUCCUUUUCAUUGCAAAACUUUUUCCGUUGGGAGUAAACGGUUUCAUUUGUCCAAAACGUUUUGCAACGGAUUACACCACAGGGGUGUAUUCAUUAUCACGAUUCUGUUGCAAAAAAAUGUAGUAUUUUUCAAAACGUUUUGCAACAAAUCGUAUACUCCAAAUGGAAAAUGUUUUGAAACAAGUUUCUAUUGGACAAAUUCAGUAUGGUCCCUCCCCGUGACGUUUUUUUCGGUUUGGUCCUUAAAUGGUCAACUGUUUCCAUUGCAAGACGUAAUGAAUACAGCCCUGCUCUCACCCACCAGACUGAUUCUCUCACUAGAACUAUGUCGUCCCCUGAUGGCCAUUUACAGCAUUACAUUUUAGUCAUUUAGCAGACGCUCUAAUCCAGAGCGACUUACAGGAGCAAUUAGGGUUAAGUGCCUUGCUCAAGGGCACAUCUACAGAUUCUUCACCUAGUCGGCUUGGGGAUUAGAACCAGCGACCUUUCGGUUACUGGCACAACGCUCUUAACCACUAAGCUACCUGCCGCAUAACCUUUCUUAGUAGCAAUACAGUAAAGGAGACUUCUGCCAAAUGCCUUGUCUCGCACACUUGUCAAAUGUGGACAAAUCCGAAACUGAGACUCCAAUGCAAAAAUAGAUAUAUUUGGACAUCGUCCAAUAAAAGAUUCACAAUAAAAUGGAAUCUUAGAUGCACUUAGAUGAUGCAUGCAUAUCUGCCAGGAUUUGUAAAUAACCCUGAAACAAGAACACAAAACUGUACAGAUUCAUAUUAUUCAUUCACCAUGUUGUUAUUGUGAUUGAAUGUGGUUAAUUUCUGUGUCAUAGACAGAUGGAUACACCAUAAACAAACAUCUGUUCAUUAAACAGCAUACCACUGUUUAAUCAGCCUCUUCACUUUUAUGCCUGAUUCAUACUAAACAAAACACGUUCUGUGUCAAUGAGUUUAUGGUAAUGAUUCCAUCUGUCUUGUGUUAUAGGAACAUUCCGGUCUGAGUGUCAUGAACGUCACUUCUGGCUGUUUGUCAAGUCUGGCUUCCUUGGCCCUAUGAUCCGAUUCGAUGUUCAAGGUGCGAGUGUAAUAUUAUUGGUUGAAAUAUGGAUACAGCCUUUUACCCAACUGCCACUGGUGUGUUGUACUUGAUCAUCUUAGACUGAACUUGUCUAGAAUGUGAACGUUUCGGAGAACAAGAAUGUCAUUUGAAUGUGGAGUACACCCAUAGAGAUAGUUAGUUAGAGGAUGUAACAUUGUAUAGGUCCCAUUAUGGCGCCUGAGAGCACAGGUACCACCAUUGAGGCCAUCUCCAUUUCAAAUACAUUUUUGGUCUACUACUGCUAUGAGUUGGUAAACAAACUGAAAGGGUGCAUACUGCCACCUUGAGUGUGUAGGUAUAAAGCCCACGUUGGGGAUUUACUGCCACCUGCAGUCAUGGAAUGUUUGCUCACGAGUAUAAUUCAUUGGCUGAUCUCUCCUGAUGACCUGGAUGGAAUUAUGUGAUCCUUCCUUAACCCAUAGGCCGUUCCACCCAGUUGACUACUAAAAUUGUGAAAGUCCUCAAUGGCGCUGCCCAUGCUAAAACUAGGUUUUGGGCACUUGAGUCCUCUAUCUAUCAGUAUGAAGACACCAUAGCCAGCUGCACUGUGAAUAUUGAUGCAUACUUUCUCUAAACCUCUGUUGUCAUCAGACCACCAGGGAGUUCACUUCCUGUCUGGCCAAAAGGCCACUGAGUGUGGCUACACCGUGCUCUUCAAUCACCAUGGAGACCUGGUGUUCCGUGCCUCGUUCCUCGCCUGCCACGUCAACAACCAGGUGGACUUGAUUGACCCAAAAUUGAUAUAUAUAUUCAAUAUACUGGUGUAUAUACAGUCAAAUUUGGAUAUGCAAUGGCUUGGACUGAAUGAGUUGUGUAGGAAUUAGGAUGUGUACAAAUCAGGAGUCGACUGUAUAGAAGCCAAAUUGUCCUUCCAUCUCAAUCAUCAAUAUAAUAAUGAAUCCAAGUGAAUUAGCUUGACUUCUAACUUGUUUUCUGAUUAACUGAAUUGAAUAAGAACCUCUUCUGUGCAGUGGGACUCUGAGUUCCGUCUGAAGGUGUGGUUGGUGAACCGGCAGGUGAAUGGGAGGGACCUAGGGUACCCCUUCCUGCUCCACUGCGCCCCCCAGUGGCCCUGGGGCAUCCGGGAGCUCGUCUGUGAGGAGAGCUACAUGGAGGUGACUUACAGGUCCAUCAGAUCACAAUAGAAUAGAAAUGUACUGUCCAUCUGCGCCUGGAACUUUGCCAAACUUCUGUGUCAAACUUACAUGUUUCAAAUCGGUUAUGUUUUAAUUACACUGUGUCUCUCCUUUAAUUGUUCUCCAAGGUGUCCAUAAAGGGACCAGCUGCGUUAGACUCUGGACAGAAGAAAGAGGAGGUGGGAAAGAGAGGCAUGAUGUUCCACAGACCAGGCCACACCCAAGGGGAGGUUAGACCCAGGACCAUGGCAGAGGCCAGUGCCCUGGGCUACUACCUCUCUGAGUCAGGCUCCAGGAUUAUCCUGCGCUGCCCCUACUCCUCACCCCUCUCCUACACCAUCAAGGUACUUCUGAUGAGGGUGUUUACUGUGCUCUGAAUAUAUUGGUAUACACGUUAGACUAACUCUUGUCUUUCACUUGACCACGCCUAUGCACACACAGGAGAAAGGUGUGGAGUUGGAAGUGGUCAAUGCUACGAUCCUGUAUCCACAUCAAGGGAAGGUCCUUGCCAUCGAUGCCACAGUGGCCUGCUCCAUGAGUACGUGGUCUAUUUAUUAGGGCAUACAAAUGACAAUGAGAAUCUUAGCUUUGACUUUAAUCUGCAAUCCUCUUUUGACGCUACAAUCUCCUUAUUCUUACUGCUCCCCCCAUCCCUCCCUGCCUCCCUUAACUCCCCAAGAUGAGGCGACAGUGGAUGGUGCCCACCUGCUCUGGCCUGUCCCCCAUGUCCUCUCCCCCCUGGUCCAUGGGAGGUUCAGGGACAGAGGCAUGAGAAUAGGAGUGGAGACGCUUGCCCUGAGUGAGUCUGUGAUCAAGGAGAGGGGGUAUGAGAUCAGCCUGACGGAUGGAGUGGUGGAGGUCAGCGUUCCAUUCGGAGCCGAGGGAACACAUGUUAAGGUACACACACACACACAUGCAUGCAUACAUACAUACAGUGGGGGAAAAAAGUAUUUAGUCAGCCACCAAUUGUGCAUGUUCUCCCACUUAAAAAGAUGAGAGGCCUGUAAUUUUCAUCAUAGGUACACGUCAACUAUGACAGACAAAUUGAGAUUUUUUUUCUCCAGAAAAUCACAUUGUAGGAUUUUUAAUGUAUUUAUUUGCAAAUUAUGGUGGAAAAUAAGUAUUUGGUCACCUACAAACAAGCAAGAUUUCUGGCUCUCACAGACCUGUAACUUCUUCUUUAAGAGGCUCCUCUGUCCUCCACUCGUUACCUGUAUUAAUGGCACCUGUUUGAACUUGUUAUCAGUAUAAAAGACACCUGUCCACAACCUCAAACAGUCACACUCCAAACUCCACUAUGGCCAAGACCAAAGAGCUGUCAAAGGACACCAGAAACAAAAUUGUAGACCUGCACCAGGCUGGGAAGACUGAAUCUGCAAUAGGUAAGCAGCUUGGUUUGAAGAAAUCAACUGUGGGAGCAAUUAUUAGGAAAUGGAAGACAUACAAGACCACUGAUAAUCUCCCUCGAUCUGGGGCUCCACGCAAGAUCUCACCCCGUGGGGUCAAAAUGAUCACAAGAACGGUGAGCAAAAAUCCCAGAACCACACGGGGGGACCUAGUGAAUGACCUGCAGAGAGCUGGGUCCAAAGUAACAAAGCCUACCAUCAGUAACACACUACGCCGCCAGGGACUCAGAUCCUGCAGUGCCAGACGUGUCCCCCUGCUUAAGCCAGUACAUGUCCAGGCCCGUCUGAAGUUUGCUAGAGUGCAUUUGGAUGAUCCAGAAGAGGAUUGGGAGAAUGUCAUAUGGUCAGAUGAAACCAAAAUAUAACUUUUUGGUAAAAACUCAACUCGUUGUGUUUGGAGGACAAAGAAUGCGGAGUUGCAUCCAAAGAACACCAUACCUACUGUGAAGCAUGGGGGUGGAAACAUCAUGCUUUGGGGCUGUUUUUCUGCAAAGGGACCAGGACGACUGAUCCGUGUAAAGGAAAGAAUGAAUGGGGCCAUGUAUCGUGAGAUUUUGAGUGAAAACCUCCUUCCAUCAGCAAGGGCAUUGAAGAUUAAACGUGGCUGGGUCUUUCAGCAUGACAAUGAUCCCAAACACACUGCCCGGGCAACGAAGGAGUGGCUUCGUAAGAAGCAUUUCAAGGUCCUGGAGUGGCCUAGCCAGUCUCCAAAUCUCAACCCCAUAGAAAAUCUUUGGAGGGAGUUGAAAGUCCGUGUUGCCCAGCGACAGCCCCAAAACAUCACUGCUCUAGAGGAGAUCUGAAUGGAGGAAUGGGCCAAAAUACCAGCAACAGUGUGUGAAAACCUUGUGAAGACUUACAGAAAACGUUUGACCUGUGUCAUUGCCAACAAAGGGUAUAUAACAAAGUAUUGAGAAACUUUUGUUAUUGACCAAAUACUUAUUUUCCACCAUAAUUUGCAAAUAAAUUCAUAAAAAAUCCUACAAUGUGAUUUUCUGGAUUUUUUAUUUCUCAUUUUGUCUGUCAUAGUUGAUGUGUACCUAUGAUGAAAAUUACAGGCCUCUCUCAUCUUUUUAAGUGGGAGAACUUGCACAAUUGGUGGCUGACUAAAUACUUUUUUUCCCCCACUGUACAUACAUUCAACUGCUAUUUCUUGUCCCAGAGUGGUGUGUUGGAGGGCCAGUACAGCCAGUCUGUGUCUGUAGACCUAUUCUACCUGCACCAGUGGGAGGAUGACCGGUGGCACCUCACCCAGCAUCGCUCUUUCAGGUUCCUCAAGACCUCCUAUGUUCCCCUGGACCCCCACACUCACAGACCGUCAGUAUCCAUCUACUAUGAGUACUCAAAUAUGAAUCUCUGCUUUGAAUGAAUUCGGCCAAAUUUGCUAUAUUACCACAAUGGUUGGCCACUGCUCGAAAACUGGCAUAAGUUACAAAACAUGCUGGAGGCUGCAUAUUUAUGGGAUAGAUUGAAAGAAAAAGAAAGGUGAAUUAGAUUGUCACUAAAACCCACAUCAGUUAACAGUAAUUUCAAUACCAAUCUGUUUGCAUGCUUUGAUCAUGACUCCACACCCACUAAAUCUGUUCCCUCCCCAGACACCAUAUCGUCCCAGAAGGUGUUCUCUGUCUCCCUGGGUGUGUUCCCUCCUGACGUGUCCCUCCACAACGUCACCGGGGGGAGUGAGGGGGACACUUUGUCCUGGGUCCAGGUCCCCUACCCCAACGGGUCACACUCCUACCAGCUUCGUGCCCCCUUCUCACACCCCUCUGUUCUUCAGAAGGUAAGACAAAUGAAGAGAGGCGGAGAGAAGAACCAAUUGUAGAGAUGUACAGUGAGUAUACAAAACAUUAAGAACAUUUCCAUGACACAGGCUGACCAGGUGAAUCUAGAUGAAAGCUAUGAUCCCUUAUUGAUGUCACUUGUUAAGCCCUCUACAGUCUAAGCCCUUUCCAAGCCGGGGGAGGUUCUACUAAGCUAUAUGGAAUUGUUUUAAGAAGGUCAUACCAAGGAUCAUUUAGCUAUUUGAUUUAGGAUUUUAAGACCCCUUGAAGUAUCCCCAUUUCAUUUUUUUAUGAACAUUUUAAUUUGGCCUUACUAUUAGCCCAUACAAAUGCAUUGAAAAACAGAUUCACUACAUGGAACAACAGAUGGUCCCAAAAAUACAUCUAAAGGAAGUUUGUUCUGAAGUGUCUGUCCUAUAUCUGAGAGAUAUAAGAAAGAUCAGGAUUUUUAUUUUUUUGUACAUAUAUUUAACCCCUUAUUUUUGGCACUGAACAGUCUCCAUAUAUACUUCCAUAAAUUUUUUUCAACUGGUACUGGGGGACGUUUAGACGAGUCUUGUGAGGCCUGUGGGCGUCCUAGAGCAAACCGACAUGUCCAUGUUCGUGAGAGUCUUGCCUUUCCACAGAGGGGUCAUAUUAGUGUGCCCAAACUGUUCGGACGCUACAGAUAGCAGUUGGCAGAUCGGCUGUACCGACUUCUGAACGUCUUGGGACUCGUCUGCCGAUUUUGUGAGAAGACCGAUUAUCGGGAUGUCUCAUGGUCUGACAACCACCGCUAUAGCUCUGUUACCUUUCACCGCAGAUGCAGAAGUGUGACCUCAGUGGAUUGAGACGCAUCCAAUGCAAAAAAAUAUACACGAUUUUGCAGGUUUUCCUACUUACAAAGCAUGUAGAGGACUGUAAUUUUUAUCAUAGGUACACUUCAACUGUGAGACGGAAUCUAAAACAAAAAUCCAGAAAAAUCACAUUGUAUGAUUUUUAAGUAAUUAAUUUGCAUUUUAUUGCAUGACAUAAGUAUUUGAUCACCUACCAACCAGUAAGAAUUCCGGCUCUCACAGACCUGUUAGUUUUUCUUUAAGAAGCCCUCCUGUUCUCCACUCAUUACCUGCAUUAACUGCACCUGUUUGAACUCGUUACCUGUAUAAAAGACACCUGUCCACACACUCAAUCAAACAGACUCCAACCACAAUGGCCAAGACCAGAGAGCUGUGUAAGGACAUCAGGGAUAAAAUUGUAGACCUGCACAAGGCUGGGAUGGGCUACAGGACAAUAGGCAAGCAGCUUGGUGAGAAGGCAACAACUGUUGGCGCAAUUAUUAGAAAAUGGAAGAAGUUCAAGAUGACGGUCAAUCACCCUCGGUCUGGGGCUCCAUGCAAGAUCUCACCUCGUGGGGCAUCAAUGAUCAUGAGGAAGGUGAGGGAUCAGCCCAGAACUACACGGCAGGACCUGGUCAAUGACCUGAAGAGAGCUGGGACCACAGUCUCAAAGAAAACCAUUAGUAACACACUACGCCAUCAUGGAUUAAAAUCCUGCAGCGCACGCAAGGUCCCCCUGCUCAAGCCAGCGCAUGUCCAGGUCCGUCUGAAGUUUGCCAAUGACCAUCUGGAUGAUCCAGAGGAGGAAUGGGAGAAGGUCAUGUUAUUCUUUGGGGAUGCUUUUCUGCAAAGGGGACAGGACGACUGCACCGUAUUGAGGGGAGGAUGGAUGGGGCCAUGUAUCGCGAGAUCUUCUACCAACAACCUCCUUCCCUCAGUAAGAGCAUUGAAGAUGGGUCGUGGCUGGGUCUUCCAGCAUGACAACGACCCAAAACACACAGCCAGGGCAACUAAGGAGUGGCUCUGUAAGAAGCAUCUCAAGGUCCUUGAGUGGCCUAGCCAGUCUCCAGACCUGAACCCAAUAGAAAAUCUUUGGAUGGAGCUGAAAGUCCGUAUUGCCCAGCGACAGCCCCGAAACCUGAAGGAUCUGGAGAAGGUCUGUAUGGAGGAGUGGGCCAAAAUCCCUGCUGCAGUGUGUGCAAACCUGGUCAAGACCUACAGGAAACGUAUGAUCUCUGUAAUUGCAAACAGGUUUCUGUACCAAAUAUUAAGUUCUUAUUUUUCUGAUGUAUCAAAUACUUAUGUCAUGCAAUAAAAUGCAAAUUAAUUACUUAAAAAUCAUACAAUGUGAUUUUUCUGGAUUUUUGUUUUAGAUUCCGUCUCACAGUUGAAGUGUACCUAUGAUAAAAAUUACAGUCCUCUACAUGCUUUGUAAGUAGGAAAACCUGCAAAAUCGGCAGUGUAUCAAAUACUUGUUCUCCCCACUGUAUAUCUCCAGCUUAAACUGACUGAUUUGUAAAAUUAUGCUAAUUCGAUUUACGCGGGGUCGGGAAAAGCGACUCUAGUGGGGUAAAAUCCACUUCAAUCAGUGUAACUGAAGGGGAGGAGACAGGUUAAAGAAGGAUUUUUAAGCCUUGAGACAAUUGAGACAUGGAUGUAUGUGUGCCAUUCAGAGGGUGAAUGGGCAAGACAAAAUAUUUAAGUGCCUUUUGAACGGGCUAUGGUAGUAGGUGCCCGGUUUGUGUCAAGAACUGCAAUGCUGCUGGGUUUUUCACGCUCAACAGUUUCCUGUGUGUUUCAACAAUGGUCCACCAACCGAAGAGGCGCAUGUGCAUACCGAUAGGACGCAUGGGGUGUGAAUAGCUCUGUUUUGUACCGUCAAAAUUGUGGUUAUAUGUCGAAACUACACAACAUGGUUUAAAUUAAGCCUCUAAAAUUGAUAGAUCAAUAUAUACCCAAGCAACCAAGAGAGAGUGAGUGGUCAGUUAUAUACAACAGCAAACUAAUCUUUGGGUAAAGGGACUGGAACCCAACAAGCCAUUGCUUCCCUUACAGGAAAAGACAGAGCAACUUGGAAAUUCAAAUGAGGGCAAUGAACAGCUGAAGGAUAUCCAGGAAAACAUAUCUAAAAUGAUCUCAAUGCUCACCAAAACAAACAAACUGUUACAAUCUGUUUGUUAAAAGUAGAUUUGCUCGAAUGGGAAGUCUAUCAUGUUAGAUAUGCCAUAUACACAGGGUGGACGAACUGGACAACAAAACGGGCCUUCUGAAAACAAAGGUGCAAACUUUAGUAGACGAAGAUGGCAUGGAUGAAUCACCGGAGGAUCUGGAGCGAAGCCAUCGGAUCGGCGUGAAACAGAAGAACGCUAAAUGCCCUCGCAUGGUCAUCUUUACGCUGUGGAACUAUCAGACCAAAGUUGACUUUCUGAAGGCACAGGGGGGAAAGGAGAUUAAAAUCCAUGGCCAGUCCAUUAGAUUCAUCCAGGAUCUGUCUGCUUAGCUGAGGAAAAAUGGUAAGCAAUUCAUUCCUAUCAGAUAGUCCCUGGAGAAAAAAGGAGUCAAGUUUCAACUCUGAUUCCCGGCAGUGCUGGAGAUGGAGGAGAUGUUACCCCACUCUUCCACCAAGGCACCUGCAAGUUCCCGGACAUUUAUGGGACACCCUCCAAUCCAACAGGUCCCAGACGUGCUCAAUGGGAUUGAGAUCUGGGCUCUUCGCUGGCCGUGGCAGAACACUGACAUUCCUGUCUUGCAGGAAAUCACACACAGAACGAGCAGUAUGGCUGGUGGCAUUGUCAUGCUGGAGGGUCAUGUCAGGAUGAACCUGCAGGAAGGGUAACACAUGAGGGAGGAGGAUGUCUUCCCUGUAACGCACAACGAUGCGAUUGCCUGCAAUGACAACAAGCUCAGUCCGAUGAUGCUGUGACACACCGCCCCAGACCAUGACGGACCCUCCACCUCCAAAUCGAUCCCGCUCCAGAGUACAGGCCUCGGUGUAACGCUCAUUCCUUCGACAAUAAACACGAAUCCAACCAUUACCCCUGGGUGAGACAAAACCGCAACUUGUCAGUGAAGAGCACUUUUUGCCAGUCCUGUCUGGUCCAUCGAUGGUGGGUUUGUGCCCAUUGGCGACGUUGUUGCCGGUGAUGUCUGAUUUAGGACCUGCCUUACAACAUGCCUACAAGCCCUCAGUCCAGCCUCUCUCAGCCUAUUGCGGACAGUCUGAGCACUGAUGGAGGGAUUGUACGUUGCUGGUGUAACUCGGGCAGUUGUUGCCAUCCAGGCUGUACCGAUCCUGUGCAGGUGUUGUUACACGUGGUCUGCCACUUUGAGGACAAUCAGCUGUCCGUCCUCUCCCUGUAGCGCUGUCUUAGGCGUCUCACAGUACGGACAUUGCAAUUUAUUGCCCUGGCCACAUCUGCAGUCCUCAUGCGUCCUUGCAGCAUGCCUAAGGCACGUUCACGCAGAUGAGCAGGGACCCUGGGCAUCUUUCUUUUUGUGUUUUUCAGAGUCAGUAGAAAGGCCUCUUAGUGUCCUAAGUUUUCAUAACUGUGACCUUAAUUGCCUACCGUCUGUAAGCUGUUAGUGUCUUAACGACCAUUCCACAGGUGCAUGUUCAUUAAUUGUUUAUGGUUCAUUGAACAAGCAUGGGAAACAGUGUUUAAACCCUUUUACAAUGAAGAUCUGUGAAGUUAUUUGGAUUUUUACGUAUGAUCUUUUAUAGAUAGGGUCCUGAAAAAGGGACGUUUCUAUUUUUGCUGAGUUUACAAACCGACCACAUUACUUAAGUGGCAGUCUUUCUCCAAUGUAUGUAUAAUGACAUGUCAAAAAUGUUAUAAAUUGAUUUGCAUUUUAUUGAGGGAAAUAAGUAUUUGACCCCCUCUCAAUCAGAAAGAUUUCUGGCUCCCAGGUGUCUUUUAUACAGGUAUCGAGCUGAGAUUAGGAGCACAUUCUUAAAGGGAGUGCUCCUAAUCUGUUUGUUACCUGUAUAAAAGACACCUGUCCACAGAAGCAAUCAAUCAGAUUCCAAACUCACCACCAUGGCCAAGACCAAAGAGCUCUCCAAGGAUGUCAGGGACAAGACUGUAGACCUACACAAGGCUGGAAUGGGCUACAAGACCAUCGCCAAGCAGCUUGGUGAGAAGGUGACAACAGUUGGUGCGAUUAUUUGCAAAUGGAAGAAACACUAAAUAACUGUCAAUCUCCCUCGGCCUGGGGCUCCAUGCAAGAUCUCACCUCGUGGAGUUGCAAUGAUCAUGAGAACGGUGAGGAAUCAGCCCAGAACUACACGGGAGGAUCUUGUCAAUGAUCUCAAGGCAUCUGGGACCAUAGUCACCAAGAAAACAAUUGGUAACACACUAUGCUGUGAAGGACUGAAAUCCUGCAGCGCCCGCAAGGUCCCCGUGCUCAAGAAAGCACAUAUACAGGGCCGUCUGAAGUUUGCCAAUGAAUAUCUGAAUGAUUCAGAGGAGAACUGGGUGAAAGUGUUGUGGUCAGAUGAGACCAAAAUCGAGCUCUUUGGCAUCAACUCAACUCGCCGUGUUUGGAGGAGGAGGAAUGCUGCCUAUGACCCCAAGAACACCAUCCCCACCGUCAAACAUAGAGGUGGAAACAUUAUGCUUUGGGGGUGUUUUUCUGCUAAGGGGACAGGACAACUUCACCGCAUCAAAGGGACGAUGGACGGGGCCAUGUACCGUCAAAUCUUGGGUGAGAACCUCCUUCCCUCAGCCAGGGCAUUGAAAAUGGGUCGUGGAUGGGUAUUCCAGCAUGACAAUGACCCAAAACACCCGGCCAAGGCAACAGGAGUGGCUCAAGAAGAAGCACAUUAAGGUCCUGGAGUGGCCUAGGCAGUCUUCAGACCUUAAUCCCAUAGAAAAUCUGUGGAGGGAGCUGAAGGUUCAAGUUCCCAAACGUCAGCCUCGAAACCUUAAUGACUUGGAGAAGAUCUGCAAAGAGGAGUGGGACAAAAUCCCUCCUGAGAUGUGUGCAAACCUGGUGGCCAACUACAAGAAACGUCUGACCUCUACGAUUGCCAACAAGGGUUUUGCCACAGAGUACUAAGUAAUGUUUUGCAGAGGGGUCAAAUUCUUAUUUCCCUCAUUAAAAUGCAAAUCAAUUUAUAACAUUUUUGACAUGCAUUUUUCUGGAUUUUUUGUUUUGUUAUUCUGUCUCUCACUGUUCAAAUAAACCUACCAUUAAAAUUAUAGACUGAUCAUUUCUUUGUCAGUGGGCAAACGUACAAAAUCAGCAGGGGAUGAAAUACUUUUUUCCCCUCACUGUAAGCAGGAAUACAAACUUUUACUUUUGAAGAGAGCCAGCAAUUACAGGUUAAACUCAAAGCAUAUUACUUAAUCACAAAUUAACCUGGUAAAUAUCUCGCAGGUCUCACAAAACGAAUACAUGCUAGACCAGUUAUACAAUACAAAUGCGAUAAUUUAGAAAUAACGUGAUUAAUGACCAUUCUAAAAGCUUCUAUGAAAAAUGUAUAUAAAUCAGAAUGAUCAACAGUUGGAUGGAUCCUAUAGCCUUCUUAGACUCAACAGCCCUGAAGCAAAUACCAUCAGACAAACAAUAAUCACUGUAAACAGAUCUCACACAAAAAUAAAUACAGUUAAAACAUGAAUGCGUAGAAAAUCACCAGGAAUGGAUGGCUUUCCCAUAGAAUUCUAUUUAACAUUUUACACAAACGACAACACACGUCACUAAAUUCAGUACUUCCUUGUUCCAUGUAUCAAACAGUUUAUUUCAGUUACAGUAUAUUAAAACCAGAAAUCUGGAGUCCCAUACAUUUACAGACUCAUAAGUUUAAUAAAUUGUGACAAUAAAAUAUAGUGGGGAAAAAAAGUAUUUAGUCAGCCACCAAUUGUGCAAGUUCUCCCACUUAAAAAGAUAAGAGAGGCCUGUAAUUUUCAUCAUAGGUACACGUCAACUAUGACAGACAAUGAGGAAAAAAAAUCCAGAAAAUCACAUUGUAGGAUUUUUAAUGAAUUUAUUUGCAAAUUAUGGUGGAAAAUAAGUAUUUGGUCAAUAACAAAAGUUUCUCAAUACUUUGUUAUAUACCCUUUGUUGGCAAUGACACAGGUCAAACGUUUUCUGUAAGUCUUCACAAGGUUUUCACACACUGUUGCUGGUAUUUUGGCCCAUUCCUCCAUGCAGAUCUCCUCUAGAGCAGUGAUGUUUUGGGGCUGUCGCUGGGCAACACGGACUUUCAAAUCCCUCCAAAGAUUUUCUAUGGGGUUGAGAUCUGGAGACUGGCUAGGCCACUCCAGGACCUUGAAAUGCUUCUUACGAAGCCACUCCUUCGUUGCCCGGGCGGUGUGUUUGGGAUCAUUGUCAUGCUGAAAGACCCAGCCAUGUUUCAUCUUCAAUGCCCUUGCUGAUGGAAGGAGGUUUUCACUCAAAAUCUCACGAUACAUGGCCCCAUUCAUUCUUUCCUUUACACGGAUCAGUCGUCCUGGUCCCUUUGCAGAAAAACAGCCCCAAAGCAUGAUGUUUCCACCCCCAUGCUUCACAGUAGGUAUGGUGUUCUUUGGAUGCAACUCAGCAUUCUUUGUCCUCCAAACACGACGAGUUGAGUUUUUUACCAAAAAGUUAAAUUUUGGUUUCAUCUGACCAUAUGACAUUCUCCCAAUCCUCUUCUGGAUCAUCCAAAUGCACUCUAGCAAACUUCAGACGGGCCUGGACAUGUACUGGCUUAAGCAGGGGGACACGUCUGGCACUACACUUUUGUUUUUGGUGUCCUUUGACAGCUCUUUGGUCUUGGCCAUUGUGAAGUUUGGAGUGUGACUGUUUGAGGUUGUGGACAGGUGUCUUUUAUACUGAUAACAAGUUCAAACAGGUGCCAUUAAUACAGGUAACGAGUGGAGGACAGAGGAGCCUCUUAAAGAAGAAGUUACAGGUCUGUGAGAGCCAGAAAUCUUGCUUGUUUGUAGGUGACCAAAUACUUAUUUUCCACCAUAAUUUGCAAAUAAAUUCAUUAAAGAUCCUACAAUGUGAUUUUCUGGAAAGAUUUUUUCUCAAUUUGUCUGUCAUAGUUGACGUGUACCUAUGAUGAAAAUUACAGGCCUCUCAUCUUUUUAAGUGGGAGAACUUGCACAAUUGGUGGCUGACUAAAUACUUUUUCCCCCCACUGUAAUAACUAAGCUUCUAAGCAAUAGAAUGGCAAAUGUCUUAUCAGACUUGAUACAUAUCAAUCAAUAAGGGUUUAUAAAAAAUAGACACUUACAAACAAGGACAUGUUUCAGUUUAAUACAAUACUCAAAACGAUAUGUAGAUUCAUCAAUAAUGGCUGUUGAUGCUGAAAAGGCUUUCGACCGUCUUGAAUGGCCUCUCCUAUUCAAACUUUGGAAGCUUUCAAAUUUCCAGCUGAAAUAAUAAAUGUUAUAAAAAUAUUAUAUAAAUGUCCUGAAGCAAAAAUAUAGACGUAGUACAUUAUCUGAUGAAAUUGCUUUAGAACGGGGCACAAGACAGGAAUGUCCCCUCUCCCCCCUCCUGUUUGCACUGGCAAUUCAACAGCUUGCAGAAAUAAUUAGAAAGGACCCACACGUAACAGGUAUCGAUAUUGGUAAACAUGAAUACAAACUCAACUUUUUUGCAGAUGAAAUCCUGAUAUACCUGACCAAUAUUGAAAACUCAAUGCCCACUUUGCUAAAAAUAAUUUCAGAAUACUCAAAUCUCAGGAUAUAAAAUUAACGCGGGGAAAAAGAAUAACGCACGAUCUACAGCAAUUCUUUAAGUGGACCACAAAAUAUUAAAUAACCCACUUCUGAUGCUUAAUAAGUGACAACAAACAUAUAAAGAUAACUUUAUCCCAUUACUGAACAAUAUGAAAGCAGAUAAUUAAAUGGAACAAUCUACCCAUAAAUCUUACAGAUGGAAUAAACCUCUUUUAGAAUGGCUUGGCUCCCAAGGUUUUUGUAUUUAUUUUCGGUAAUACCAAUUACCCCACCAAAGACAUUUAAAGAAAAAGUAUACUCGGUCAUAACAGACUUUAUAUGGCCAAAUAAAAUUCAUAGCAUAAAAAGGAACGUUUUACAUCUUCCUAAGUUUGAGGGGGGUUUUAACCUUCCAGACUUGGAAUUGUAUCAACUCGCUGCCCAAGACUUUUACUUGCUACAUAUACAGUGGGGAGAACAAGUAUUUGAUACACUGCCGAUUUUGCAGGUUUUCCUACUUACAAAGCAUGUAGAGGUCUGUAAUUUUUAUCAUAGGUGUACUUCAACUGUGAGAGACGGAAUCUAAAACAAAAAUCCAGAAAAUCACAUUGUAUGAUUUUUAAGUAAUUAAUUUGCAUUUUAUUGCAUGACAUAAGUAUUUGAUCACCUACCAACCAGUAAGAAUUCUGGCUCUCACAGACCUGUUCGUUUUUCUUUUAAGAAGCCCUCCUGUUCUCCACUCAUUACCUGUAUAAAAGACACCUGUCCACACACUCAAUCAAACAGACUCCAACCUCUCCACAAUGGCCAAGACCAGAGAGCUGUGUAAGGACAUCAGGGAUACAAUUGUAGACCUGCACAAGGCUGGGAUGGGCUACAGGACAAUAGGCAAGCAGCUUGGUGAGAAGGCAACAACUGUUGGCUCAAUUAUUAGAAAAUGGAAGAAGUUCAAAAUGACAGUCAAUCACCCUCGGUCUGGGGCAAGAUCUCACCUCGUGGGACAUCAAUGAUCAUGAGGAAGGUGAGGGAUCAGCCCAGAACUACACGGCAGGACCUGGUCAAUGACCUGAAGAGAGCUGGGACCACAGUCUCAAAGAAAACCAUUAGUAACACACUACGCCGUCAUGGAUUAAAAUCCUGCAGCGCACGCAAGGUCCCCCUGCUCAAGCCAGCGCAUGUCCAGGCCCGUCUGAAGUUUGCCAAUGACCAUCUGGAUGAUCCAGAGGAGGAAUGGGAGAAGGUCAUGUGGUCUGAUGAGACAAAAUUAGAGCUUUUUGGUCUAAACUCCACUCGCCGUGUUUGGAGGAGGGAGAAGGAUGAGUACAACCCCAAGAACACCAUCCCAACCGUGAAGCAUGGAGGUGGAAACAUCAUUCUUUGGGGAUGCUUUUCUGCAAAGGGGACAGGACGACUGCACCGUAUUGAGGGGAGGAUGGAUGGCCAACAACCUCCUUCCCUCAGUAAGAGCAUUGAAGAUGGGUCGUGGCUGGGUCUUCCAGCAUGACAACGACCCAAAACACACAGCCAGGGCAACUAAGGAGUGGCUCCAUAAGAAGCAUCUCAAGGUCCUGGAGUGGCCUAGCCAGUCUCCAGACCUGAACCCAAUAGAAAAUCUUUGGAGAGAGCUGAAAGUCCGUAUUGCCCAGUGACAGCCCCGAAACCUGAAGGAUCUGGAGAAGGUCUGUAUUGAGGAGUGGGCCAAAAUCCCUGCUGCAGUGUGUGCAAACCUGGUCAAGACCUACAGGAAACGUAUGAUCUCUGUAAUUGCAAACAAAGGUUUCUGUACCAAAUAUUAAGUUCUGCUUUUCUGAUGUAUCAAUUUGAAAUAUUUUGGACAUCAGAGCAAUCUUGUGGGAAUCCUAUUUGAGGAUAUUCAAUAUGAUAAGUAAACUAUACAAAACCUAGCCAACUGACAAUCUCUUCUGAAAAAAUAUAAACUAUUGGAACCAAGACUUAAUAACUGAUAUUGGCCCAAGAUGGAGGGAACGUUGGAACAUAACUAACGAGAUUACAGUUAACGAAAAUAUAUGAUUAAUCUAGUAUAAGUUAAUGUAUUGGGGGGAACUGAAUAUUAGGAAGGUGUACCAAUUGUUUGGUAUAGUCAGUGUACUUCAGUUAUGUACUGUGUGUGUAUCUCACUAGCAGUUUUUUUUUUUUUUACCUUCCUAAUGUAAUGAUGCAAUGUAACCUGCUCUCCCCCUUGUAUGUCAGUAUAUUGAUGGGGGCUAUAGGAGGUACACCCUCCCUCUCACCUUUUCCCUGACCAUCUCACCCCAUGGAGAGGUCUUCUACCAUAAUGCCACCAUUGUGAGUGAUGUUCAAGAGCAGACAGGUGAUUAUUUAUAUAUAUAAUAAGAUCUCCUGACAAAAUCAGUUGAACUAAAACUAAACUCAUGGUUGCCUGCCUCCCUGUCCUGUUUAAAUCCCUCAUUCCUACACUCUCUCAACUCUUUUGCCAAUCUUCUCCUUCUCUCCCCUCUACAUUUUCCCCCACCCUCUCCUCCCCAUGCAUCCUCCAAGCCCCAGAACCUCUCAUGCUGGAGGGUAAGUGCACAGAGAGGGGCCUCCUGGUGCUGCUGCACUAUGGGGCCCAGGAGCGGAGCUGGGAGCUCUUCCUCGGGGCCCGCCGGCUGGACUGGGAGCUAGUGGAAAUGGGGGGCUUCACCGUGGAAACAGAGGAGGACUACUUUAGCGUGGAGAUCCCACUCUAUAGUCCGGGCAUGGCCUAUGAGGUGAGGAGGGAAAUCUAACUACAUUAACUGGAGAUUUGGUUGUCCACUCAACUGGCUCUUUUCUCAUGGCUGUGUUUCUUCCACCUUAGUCAAAUUAAAAUGGUUCUUCAAUUGUUGUGCUCUAUCCUUCUCUUUAUCUAGCUCUGAAAUCUUUAACCAAUAACCGGUCUAUACAGUGCAUUUGGAAAGUAUUCAGAACCCUUUGUCCACAUUUUGUUACGUUACAGCCUUAGUCAAAAAUUGAUUUUUUUUAAAGUCCUCAAUCUACACACAACCCCAUAAUGACAGUGAAAAUUGGUUUUUAGAAAUUCUAGCAAAUGUAUUAAAAAUUAAAAAUACACUUUAUUUACAUAAGUAUUCAGACCAUUUGGUAUGAGACUCGAAAUUGAACUCUGGUGCAUCUUGUUUCCAUUGAUCAUCCUUGAUGUUUCUACAAAUUGAUUGGAGUCCACCUGUGGUAAAUUCAAUUGAUUUGACAUGAUUUGGAAAGUCACACACCUGUCUAUAUAAGGUCUCACAGUUGACAGUGCAUGUCAGAGCAAAAAUCAAGCCAUGAGGUCGAAGGAAUUGUCCGUAGAGCUCAGAGACAGGAUUGUGUCGAGGCACAGAUCUGGGGAAGGGUACCAAAACAUUUAUGCAGCAUUGAAGGUCACCAAGAACACAGUGGCCUCCAUCAUUCUUAAAUGGAAGAAGUUUGGAACCGCCAAGACUCUUCCUAGAGCUGGCCGCCCGGCCAAACUGAGCAAUCAGGGGAGAAGGGCCUUGGUCAGGGAGGUGACCAAGAACCCAAUGGUCACUCUGACAGAGCUCCAGAGUUCCUCUGUGGAGAUGGGAGAAUCUUCCAGAAGCACAACCAUCUCUGCAGCACUCCACCAAUCAGGCCUUUGUGUUAGUGGCCAGACGGAAGCCAUUCCUCAGUAAAAGGCACAUGACAGCCCGCUUGGAGUUUGCCAAAAGGCACCUAAAGGACUCUCAGACCAUGAGAAACAAGAUUCUCUGGUUUGAUGAAACCAAGAUUGAAGUCUUUGGCCUGAAUGCCAAGCGUCACUUCUGGAAGAAACCUGGCACCAUCCCUACGGUGAAGCGUGGUGGCAGCAUCAUGCUGUGGGGAUGUUUUUCAGCGGCAGGGACUGGGAAACUAGUCAGGAUCGAGGGAAAGAUGAAUGGAGCAAAGUACAUAGAGAUCCUUGAUGAAAACCUGCACCAGAGCGCUCAGAACCUCCGACUGGGGCGAAGGUUCACCUUCCAACAGGACAAUGACCCUAAGCACACAGCCAAGACAACGCAGGAGUGGCUUCGGGACUAGUGUCUGAAUGCCCUUGAGUGGCCCAGCCAGAGCCCAGACUUGAACUCGCUCGAACAUCUCUGGAAAGGCCUGACAAUAGCUGUGCAGCGAUGCUCCCCAUCCAACCUGAAGGAGCUUGAGAGGAUCUGCAGAGAGAAAUGGGAGAAACUCCCCAAAUACAGGUGUGCCAAACUUGUAACAUCAUACCCAAGAAGACUUGAACAAAGUACUGAGUAAAGGGUCUGAAUACUUAUGUAAAUAUAUUUCAGUUUUUUUUAUACAUUUUCUCAUGUCUAAAAACCUGUUUUUGCUUCGUCAUUGUGUAGAUUGAUGAAGAGAAAAUAAAUAAUUUAAUCAAUUUUAGAAUAACGCUGUAACGUAACAAUGUGGAAAAAGUCAGUCUGAAUACUUUCCGAAUGCUCUGUAUAUCUAGGGCGGCAGGUAGCCUAGCGGUUAGUGUUGGGCCAGUAACCGAAAGGUUGCUGGUUUGAAUACCCGAGCUGAACAAGGUGAAACAUCUGUCUGUGCCCUUGAACAAGGCACUUAUCCCUAAUUUGCUCCAGGGAUGCCGUACCACUAUCUUUUGACACAAGUCCUAAUCUCAAUAUCAUUAAAGCCCCAGUACAACAGAUGAUCCGCUUUUCAUCAAUUUAGGAUUCAUUUGUGAAUUAAGGAUUAGUUCACUGGGAAUAUAGGCCUUUAGAGUAAUUUGAGAGCCAGGUAUAGUGAUUUAAAAAAAUAUAUAUAUCUAUGUACAGAUGUGAGUCGACGUAUUGGAUGCUUUCAUUAUCAAAACCUCCCCUUCCUCUCUGGCUCCUCCCGCUUUAGGAACUGAGUUUGCAGGGUAUUGUUGGCCGGCUGGAGGUCAGUGUGGUGGACACAGACACACUCGAGGUGGAGGACAGCCUCAUCCAGCGCUGCAGCUUCCCUGUCAGAGAGCUACUGGGUAACACACACUUGUGGUGUACUAUUGAAAGGCUUGACCGACGUGUCCUCAUUCAAACAAUGUUCAAACUUAUCCUAGAUAUCUCUUGACUUCCAGUGUGCUUACCAGAGGGGAGGAUGGUAAUAGUGACUGAUAUGUCAGGUACGAUCCCACCCACCCAACCAAAACGCACCACCCUAUUGGACCCCAACUGUGUCCCCCAAGAGACGGACAGCGUCAGGGCCCUAUUCAAUUUCUCCCUGGAUUCCUGUGGUACCAUUGUGACCGUGAGUGUGUUAGCACGUUGAUUCAUCAUGUUACAUGUUACGUGUUAACUCAAUCAUACAUGUUCUACCUCACCUAGGUUGAGGGGAAUUUCCUAGUAUAUGAGAACCAGGUGCUGUACCCCCAAGAACUUCUCCCCACGGAUGACCCCCUCAUCCACAGAGACUCCCCUUAUAGGUAAACACACACACCGCUUUUCACACUAUUCAAAUGUUAAUUUCUAUUACAAAAAUUGUUUUAUUUCAGGCUGACCGUCCAGUGCCGCUACCCUGCCAUCGACACCGGCAUUGUCUCUAUUGAACACCCUGUCAAUCCAACCUUUGCCCUCUCACCUCUGCUACCUGUCAAACGCACUCGAAGGGAGGCCCCCCACAGAGGUCAAGGCAGUGGGCAGUAUGUGGCA
Coregonus sp. 'balchen' is the source of this 22905-nucleotide messenger RNA. The record is from the annotation of a GenBank genome assembly. Lineage: Eukaryota; Metazoa; Chordata; Actinopteri; Salmoniformes; Salmonidae.